Molecule: messenger RNA, 14670 nt
Organism: Rattus norvegicus (Norway rat)
Lineage: Eukaryota; Metazoa; Chordata; Mammalia; Rodentia; Muridae
Source: RefSeq, a predicted model, not a curated record
AUUUUUCUUUGUUCUUUAGUUUACUCAUCUGUAAAACAAGGACGACAAUAGUAGUUACUUUGGAGGAUUACAUGAAUAAAAUAAGAAAAGUCUAGUUAUGUUUAGGAUAGUACAGUGCCUGCUACCUGGAAACUGUUACAUUUGUUAAUUUUCAUUACAGUCAUCUACAACCCCACCAUUGUUACUGAAGCAAAAAUGCUUCUUUUAAGUAUCUAAAAUCAUCUGACAAUAGAGAUUCACCUGACAACGCAGAGACUAGCCCCACAACACACAAAAAUACUCUUCUGCAUAUGGACAAUACUGUACAAUACCCUAUGCCCUGUAAGAUACAGACAGCACACUAAACUAGAGGCCACUCACAACACAGAAAUUUACAGUGGAAUUAAGAAACAUAGCCAGUGCGCUCUCUCUCUCUCUCUCUCUCUCUCUCUCUCUCUCUCUUUCUCUCUCUUUCACUCUCUCUCUUCUCCCUUCUCAACUCCCCUUCCCAUGCCCUAAAUAAACUUUAUUCUAUACAAAAAAGAAACAUAGCCAGUAAUGCAUAUGAUUACUUCAUAUGUACACAUCCACUUAAAAAACACAGCCUAUAUAGUACCCAGCUUUACCCCAUAUAGCAGAGAUCUGCAAUUCAGCAUACAUCUACAUACCAUGAACUAUAAUAAUGUACUGUAUGACAAAGAUCAUAUUAUAUACAGAUACCAAUUCCAAAGUGUGUGGACUUCCUUGCUGUUCACAAAUGUUUGUCUAAAUUCACACUCCAAAAUUUAGAGCACUACGUUUUAAUGCAGAGCCCCUUAUAAAAACUCGUAUUUUAUGCACAAUUCAUAAACAACUGUAUGCUUCACACCUUAUUAUUUGCACACAAAUCUGAUUUACCUUAAUGUAUUCCCACAUACAGGAUCAUAUAUCAUAUAUCACAUAGAUUAAAACUAUUAACUAUCAUUAAAAUUGUGUGUAUAUGAGCAUUCUGCCUGUGUGUAUAUCUGUGUACCAUGUAUAUACCUGGUACCCACAGAAGCCUGAUGGAAUUACCCACAGAGAUCUAAUUAAGAUUCUGAGUUAAAGACAUUCGUUAGCUAUUCUUCAGGUGCUGGGAAUCACAUGAGUCCUCUGCAAGACUAGCAAGCUCUCUUAAUCACCAAACCUUUUCUCAACCCUGCACCCCCCCCCCCAGGUUAGCUUUUUAAGGCCUACAAAUGUCCUAUCAAACAGAGCUAUCGUGAGCACUGGUGCUCUUAAAUACACUACAAUUGUAUGACAUGACGACAUCUACGCAGAGUCACAAUCUUUAGGUUUGGAUUUAAACACCUAAACUCACAGAAAGGAAAGACAUGCUUACAGUAUAAAAGCUCAUCCCAUUGUGCCAAUGUGGUACAAAAGAAGACAAGCCUCCACUCACAUAAGCUCAACACUGAGAACACAAAACUUGAUGCCUAACAUUUAGACCCACUCUGUAGUACAAAGCUUGAACUUAGAACUCCAGUUGCUUAGGCUAGAAUCCCUAUCAAUAUUAUUUUUAUGACAUAAGAAAGUUGGUUUUGACCUCCCUGUAUUUUCUAAGCUACAAAUUUAGGAUAAUAAUGAUUCCUGAGUCAUAAAGGUCUUAAGAGAAACAAUGAGUUAAUGGUUAUAAAGCCUUUAUAAUAGUACCUGGCAAAGAAUUGCUGUCAUUCAUGUCAUUGACACUGUUACUGAUAUUAUUACUAUGCACAUACUGGACAACAAUGGUAAAAUUCAACCUAAAACAACAAAACAUCCUCCUCCUCCUCCUCCUCCUCCUCCUCCUCCUACACACACACACACACACACACACACACACACACACACGCACACACACACAAAUACACACAUGGGGAGAGAGAGAGAGAGAGAGAGUGAGAGAGAGAGAGAGAGAGAGAGAUCCAUAAAGCACACAAUCUUAUCACAACUUAUACUAUACUUUGACCACUACAUCUGUAUUAACUAUACUUACCUAUCACAUAGUGUCUACAUAACAUCCACACUUAACCACCUACCACUUAGACACACAGAGUAGUACGCACACAGCAGUGCAAAAAUAUAGAAGUUCAUCAAUGUAAAAAUUCAUCUUGUUUUCAUUAAAUGCUCUUACACAUGUCCCACUAUAGAUGUACAUAUGUGCAGCACAGAAUACCACAUUGGCUCUACAACUCAAAUAACUCAGCUUAAACUCCUGAAAAGAAUCCAUACCGUAUAGAUUUCUCCAAAAUACAAUGAACAGACUAGUUUCAUAAGUCACAGAAUUAAAGCUCUCACUACAACACACAGAUUCUUCCUAGUGUCCAACUAUAUUGAUUUUAGUAAAACACUGGCUUAUCUCUACAAUAAAAGGCAUCAUAAACAUCAAUAUAUUGGACAACACACAUUAAAUACUUACAGUGCUCAUGUAGCCAUCCAUACAGAGAACUAUUUCACCUCACCCAGACAUUGCACAUACUAUGUAAAUUGACUCUUCGCUGCCAGAUGUGCUACCCAACAUGGAAUAGUCAGUCCCCUGUAGUCAGUAAUAUCUCAUUACAGCAUACAGAUUAGCAACACAGAAUAACUUUUUUGUUACUAUAACAGAAGCACACACAGUCUACAAAAGACACAAUGCACAGCUAUGCUCUAUAGUACUUAGGUGUAAUACAGAUGAUCAAAGCAUACGCGAGAACGACCAAAUACUCACAUUAUACAAAUGUGCACACAUAGGAUUUUACUAUCACCACAUAGGCUACCUCCAUGAAAUGCUUCCUAACCUCUACAAAAUCUAGGUUCCCACCAAAGAAUAAGCAAAAAACCAACAAGGCACAGAACACUCUACUUCAACCAGAAAAUAUCCCCACAACACAUAGAAACAGAACAAAGGACAGAAGAAUACUAAUGGCUAACACCCAAACUCAUGUGAAACACAAUGACUGGCCUAUCAUCCUCAGCAUGGCCCACUAUCGUCCGUACUCAGUAGGCUCACUCCAGAAAACCUUGGUAGGAAUGUGCAGACAUAGCCUUUAAUUAAAAAUAAAGGCUGGCCUCUGAAACUAUCUUCUUCACAGAGUAAACACUUUCAGGUACAUAGAAAGUAUGUCUAAUUCAUAGACACAAACAGGAGGACUUCACAAUACUGAACUGCUGUGACACACUUAAUACAUGCUUCCAUGCUUCUGUGCAAAUACAAUCAUCCCAUGAGAAUAAAACUCACCUCAGGAAAACGAGACUUUCCUCAAAUGUCCUGAAUUUGCCACAUAAUAUGCAUAAUCUCCAGACAGCAUCCACUAGUCCUAAACAUAGACUCAUGAUACAAAAGUACCAAGAAAGAGCUGAGCAGUGGAGAAUUCAAGAGGCCCUGGGCUUUCUCCCAACACUGAAUAAAACUGGGUAUGGUUUUAUCUGUAACCACAGCACUCCAGAGAUGGACAGAGGAGGACUAGAAGUUCAAAGUUGUCCCUAGCUACAUAGCAAGUUCAAACCCAACCUGGAGUGUGUGAGAACCUGGCUGAUAAUCAAACCAAACCAAUUAAACAAUGAGUCACAACAUUGACAGCAACAGAAAAGUACUGGAAAAAAUACACAUAAAGUGCUACUAUGCAUAGACAUUACCUCCUCAAUGCUCAUUUUAGUGAACUGACAGGAGAUUCAGAUCUGCACUAUAACACACUUGCCAUGCAUAGUCAGAAAUAUCAGAUAUUAGUCAAAUACUCCCAACUAACUCGACUUGCUUGCCUUCCUUUACAUAAUCUAGGUUCAUCCACAUCUAGCAACCUAGACUUGUCUCACAGAAUGAGGUAAUUGCUCAGAGCCUAAACACUAUUCACAGCUUGCAAACUGACCAAAAACCUCAGCUGUGGAAAAGUCUUACAUUUACUAUAUAAGCAUUCUCCUUGAUUGCAUAAAAAUCUUGGACAACAUACCAAAAUGGCCUUCAAUUAACUUCAAUGUACAUACAUUGUGCAAUAUUGCCAUUCUUUCUGUAAGACUUAAACAUAUACAGAGAUAUGGAUAAUUUACCCCGACAUGAAAUUUUCCCAUGGAUACCCAGACUUAUCUCCUAUUAACUAAGAUAUCUUGCACAUGGAAUAUAAGCCAGCAAAACUCAAACUGUCCCCAUAAGCCAGGCAUUCAUUGUUCAUUCUAGUCUUGCAAUGGGGCAUGCAUACCACCCCUUCCUAAGAUAGAAAUGUCCUCAUCGAACAGAUGUUAUUCCAAAUGCAGACAGUUAUCAUGUAAAGAAAAAUUUGACAUUUUAACAAAAAAAGUUCACCUCAUAAUGAGCAGAAAGGCUUGAAACCAAACAGAAGAAUCUUACUUGAAUCUAGUCACCAGUACUCCGCAUUACAGAAAAUCACACAGCAUGAUCCAUGCUGGUCCCACAAUAUAUAGACAUAGCAACAACACAUUUAUAUGCCUUAAAGAUCCAGAAUAUCUUCAAAACAUAUAUAUUCACUAUGAAAUAUUCGGAUCAAUACAACCUCCAGAUGACUACCACAAUGCAUAAAUACUGAUGCAUACAAAAGAAUCCUACAUAGAAACUGCACACUUAUGCUUCCCUACUGGAAAGCUUAUCGGCAGACUUGUGGCAAAUUAUGCAGAUUCUAAAGUCAUCCAGACUUUAGGCAAGAAUCUGUACUCACUCUAAGUCCUAAUGACAAAAAUGCAGAGCUACUGAGGGUGAGAGAUCAGUGGGCAGCCAUUAGUGUAGAGCCUAAGGACGUGAGGUUGGUCUCUAGAACCUACACAGUGAGCAGAAAGAACAGACUCCCAUAAAUUGUCCUCUGAGCUCCACAUAUACACUGUGACAUGUUUGUACCCCCUUCCACUAAAAUAAAUAAAUGGUUCAAAGAAAGACUAAACCUGGGGCACUCAAACAUGGAUGCCACAUGAUGGUAUGCCCUCAACACAGAGCUCUUACCUUCACUACACCAAAGCACAUAUUUUAAGACACAGAUGGUGAGCAACACGCAGAAGCCACAUAGCAGACAUUAUCCAUGAAACCUAGAAUUACCUCACACUAUCCAGACAUAUAUAGUGACAUUCUGAUUUAUCCAACAGCAUUGUUCCAUAUACAGAAAUGAAUCAAAACGUAGAAGCAUUAAUAAGAUGCAUGCUGCAACACGGGACAUGCUCCACAACUCAGAUUUUAUAUGACACUUAACACUUGUCCCAAGAAAGUGGAGAGAUUCUGGAUACCUGGCAGUGAAAUAUAAGACAUAGAUAAGCCUGACAAUGCCCAAACUUUCUGUAUAAGAUCCACACUAGCCUUUGAUAACACACAUAUCUUUGAAACCACUUACCAUGGCCUCACAACAUAAAGAUAUACCCAUAUAUCACAACACAUGGACACACUUAGAAUAUAUAUCCACUCUACACAGCAUGGACUAGCCCCCAUAGACUCUCACUGUAAAAUACAUUCAUAAACAGCAAGCCAUAGGUCUUUUACACCCAAUAAAGAGUCUCUUAUCAUUCUCUUAUCACAUGGUUCCAAAAUUAAUACUGAACACCCGUACCCAGAAAACAUAAAUGUAACCCAUUAUAAACCCAAGUGGAUUUCCCUUCCUUUCAUACUAAUUCAUAGGUCACACUUAUUCUACAACAUCCAGACAUACCCAUAUAGUACACUAAUUCAGGCAAUAUUUAAAUAACUGAGAAUCUUGCAAUGCUACAGAAUUUUCCCUACAAAAUGCAGAAAUGUGACACACCUCCUCAAACUGUACACAAUCUGUAGUAUACAGUUUCUAAAUGUUCUGUUUAUGUCUUAUAAUAUAUAGUCUCGAAAAUACAGAUUCCUCAAAAUCAUACAGCACAUCAUAACACCUUAGAAACACUUCUCAAAACAUACACUAUAAUAGGCAGACACACAAAAUGUAUUCCUGUUUUCAAAUACACAGAUUUGCUUCCCCCUGCCUACUUUUUGGCCAGCACUUCUAAGAUAUUUUACACAAAACCCAUUUGGCUAGAUGGGCAUGUAGCUCAGUGGUACAGCACUUCUAGUGAGUUGGAUAUACAAAUUUCUAAGUUUCUUCACAAAUACUUUCAAACCAAGCCAUAACAAUAGCAAACUCCAAACAGAACUGAAGAAUGUAAAAAUAAAGCAAAUAAUCCCUAGAACAAAACAAAACAAAAAACCAGUCUUGCCUCACAAUGUGUAGAGUUUAUCCAAAUUUCAAAUUCAUUCUGCAAGUAUGGUGCUUCAUCUCUAUACUACAAUGUGGAAAUUUGCCACAAAGCAGGUACCUACUUCCUUAUGUACCACAGCCAUUAGAGCAUCAGACACAUAGACACUCUCCACAGCACCAAGAAACACUGUACAGCAUUCUGUAUUGCCUGAAUGUAUGAGUGUUGUAAUGCAUAAAUUAUUUCAGAACUACUGCCCUAAUAUCCAGUAACAAUACCAACGUAAUAUCCCACAUACAAGCUUUAUUACACUACCAGCAUAUAGUUCCAUCAUAAUUAAUAUACAACCUUAUCUCAAGAAGACGGCAUGAAGUUGGGAGAGAAGCAUGCUGGGAACCUCUUUGGGGGAGUUGGAGAGAAGAAAUACAGGUUAUAUAUGAUUAUAUUUCAUUGUAUGUAUGUAUAAAAUAAUUCUCAAAAAUAAAUUAAAAAUAGUCCUUCCUCAAAGUGUAUAGAUUUGAAGUAGAAUGCACCUGAUAUUAUCUUAACAGGUAGAUUUGCCUUAAAAGAAAAUCUUGAUUCAGAGUACUAUAAAAACAUCUUAUAUGGUCUGCAGGGAACCUAUGAUGUCUAUCUAAACUCAUUCCUUAACACCAAAACAUUACCUAUAAAUCACAGGUAAGUUAAUACACUAUAAAAUCUCUCUAUAACAAACAAAUGCACUCUACGACAUACAAUUACCCUACUUGGGAAAGAAUAGCCCAAUACACACAUCACUACAAUUUGUCUUACCACACAAGGCAGAGAUAUCUCACAAUGUAUAGACUAGCUCCAUAAUAUAUAGAUAGAGGAUAUGAUAACCAGACAUAGCCUAUGACAGAAAAACUUUCUGAUAAACAAAACUGAAUUUACAUGUACAGAGUUUCCUCAAAAUACAUGCAAUUACUCUGCAAUAUAAAUGCUUUAUAAGGAAAAUGUAUGUUUAUCCACACAGAACUGCUACAGUCUUGGAAUUGGCUCACAGAAUAAAUGCUUACAGCAUGUUUUACAAAUGACUCAUCAAUCAUGCCCUUUAUAGCACAGUUUUACCCUACAAAACACUAUUGCUUCAUCUGGGCAGAUGCUGUAGUGUACAUGCUACCUCCUAUCACUACCAUGACAAACUUUCCAAACAAAAGAUACAUUUCCCAAUGUACAAAAUACUUUCAAAUUUCAUGAAUGCACCCAACAAUAACAGUUGUCAUAUUUGUAGGACUUCCACUGUAUCUACACUUACUCUGAAAUGCCCAGGACCAAGUCACAGCCCAUAUCAGACUGAAAACACAGACUUCCACAACAGUCAUACUCGAAAAUGCAGAAUUUGCUUACAGCUUUACAUCAUGCCAUAUCAGUCAGUGUGUGAUCUGAAGUGCACAAGAUCUGCAUGUAAACAUAUAUGUAAGGAUCCUAAUAUACAAGUAGGAAGACAUAGACACUGUAAUUGACAGACAUAUCAAACCAUACAAACUCAAUCAGUAACCACCUAACAAAAAGGCUCACAAUUCAUGACACAUUCAACAUAAUGACAUGCCUCACAACACAAAAAAGUCUUUAUUUCAACUUACAAUACACAGUAAGGAUCUAUCACACCCCAAAUUUACACGUAUUCAGCCAAAUUCUUUAGAACCCUAACAAAGCUCAUACAUAUCUGUAAUUAAUCUAUAUAUUGCGGACUUGUCUCAUGGUGCACAGAACUGGAAUGAGCCACAGCCAUUAGAAGUGACAUACUAUGUGCAGGAAGAAACCCACGGUUGAGGUACUUCAUCUCUAGUAAAGGAGAGUUUUACGUAAAGCAAACAUAUUCUAAAGUGCAAAGCUUAGCUUGUUCUAACAGAAUUUGGAGUCAAUGUAUAAACUUCAAAUGAACAUUACUACAAAUAACUUGAGCACAUCUAGAAAAUUAUAGUCAUGAAACCUAUGGCUCCAUUCAAAAUAGAUUGAUCUCAGGACAGCUGCACAACACUCAGAAUCCACAUGUAACAGAGCCAGCCUGCAAUCUAUUGUGUUACUUCAGCUGGCUGCACUUGCUCCUUUUAAGUAACUUCACACUUUACACACAUACUUUAUACACAUACAGACUAGCACCACAAAUUCCCUCGGGGGGUCUACAACUUAACUAGCUUUUCAAGUAACAGCAUUAUUAUUUAGAACAUUUAGCACCAUCUUUCUAUCAGGAAGACACCCCAUAACAUGGAUAUGUGUUACCGUAAACUCUAAAGUACACAGGGACUGCCUUUUCAACAGGAAUUUUUUUUACCACACGCAGACCCACUUCACCUUAUCAGACUUGCCUAACCAUACAUAGAGAUGCACUGGUAAGUACAGAAAUUAAUCCCUCCAUGUGCAGGCUAGCUCCAUGGUCUUCUGAGACCAUGCAUAGACACAUAGCAUGAUGGAGAAAAGGACUACAUAUAGAGAUAUGUAAUCCACAGCAUCCGUUUAGCAUCCUACAGUACUUGCUCCACAUUUGACAUGCUCAGAUUCAAUUCAUGAGACGAAACUAUUCAUACUACACUGAAACUCUAACAGUGUCUAACUUAUAUAUGUUGGUAUUCAUAUGCUUCAACUCACACAAACACAGAGGCACAUUUGUGAUUAAAUACAUGUGAUAAACAUGCUCAUGUUUCAUAUAUAAAAAGUUCUGUUCAUCAUUAAAACAUUUAAAUAUACAUGCGCACAUAAAAACAAACACAAAUCCUGACAUGUGAGUAUGCAUUCAGAGAUGCAUACAUCAAUAAGACAAAAAUGGACUAAUGAAUAGAUUUAUAUAUGUAUAGUAAUUUAUUUAUAGAGAGCUGUAUAUACAGCUACAUUGGUCAAAGAUAUAUAGAUAUGGAUACACAUAUCUAUGAAAAUGUAAGUAUGCAGACAGAUAUGCAGACACAGAUACAAGAAUGUUUAAAAUUGAUGCAAACUAACAUAUUUUUAUAGCAACUCAUUCAGAUUAAUACGAAUUGCUAAGGUAUAUGAUAUCUAGAAACAGAUUCACUGAAACCCAGUCAUGAAUAGAGAGCCAGAGUUGUACACACCCAUAUCCAUAUACGGUGAUGACACAAAAUUGUGUACAGAGGCAGAGAUAUAUAAACACCCUUAAACGUAAGGAAUAUGGUGAACCAAUUUACAAACACACAGUAGUCCAUAAGUGUAUACAUAUACAAGCACCGAAAUAUACAGAUACACUCAGAAGCAUAUGCAUCUAUUAAGUUUCUGUUCACAGACAUAGAAAAUGUGCAACCAUAUUGAAAGUAUACAGAAUGCCUUCAAAGAUAUACACUUGAUCACUUUUGUGCAUAGUCAUAUGUGUAAUGCAAACAUUGAUAGCCAUUUAUACCAUAGAGGCAGACACAAAAUAAAUCCACAGACCAAGAUAUUUAUUCUGUAGGCAUCCACAACUCCAUACAUACUACAUUCUCACAUCUCAGAUACCUAUCUAGAGACGUAAAUAUUGACAUAUAUAUGCACGGAUUCAGUCUGUACUAUAUAAAUGCACUAAUUUGCAUGAAGAUAUGUCUACAUAGGCAUUCAGAUAUUCACAUGGACACAUAUGUACACAAAUAUUAAAAUACUAGAGCAUACAUAUAACAGUUAUUAAACAUAAGUUAAGAGAACUACUGGCAAGAAAGUAAAAGUACACUUAUGCAAGCAUAUUCUAUGUAUACACAGAUACAUAAACACAGGGAGGUUCACAUAUAUGAACACAGGUAGUCAGCAAAGCAUGUCCACACAGAUAACAAAUCCUACCCUACAUUAUAUGGAUAGAUACAUGCAGCGAUAGAUGUCAGUAACACAGAUGCAGUUCUACAGGCUUUUGUACCAGCUUGGAUGGAGAUACACCGAGAAUCUUAUAAAUGUGUGCACAUGGUAUUUUAUAAAAUGCACUUAUUUAUACUGACAAAAUUAAAAGUGCAAAUAUGCAGAAAUACCAUACAUUCUCAUGCUGACCACAUUGUCAACACAGAAGAGAUAUACAUAUAUUUAAAAGUAACAAAAUAUAUAAAAUACAUUUGCAGCUAUGUGCAGAUUUGUAACUGCACAAGUGUGUACAGAUACCUCCUUACAUGUUAACAUUUGCACAUGUUGCUGCAUAUACACAUACCCUAUCACAGUGCUCUACAUAUGGUCUCCUAAGCUUUUAAUGGUAUGCAAAUUCUAAGCAUACGUCAAAUAGAUCAGUGCACACAUAGAUAUACAUAUGCCAAAAUGAGUGUAUAGAUGCAUAUAGUACUUCAUGCUACAAAUAGAAGCAGACCUGAAUAUACACAGACACAUGUGGAUUUACAUUGUGAAAACCCAUAAAUAGAUAUACAAACUUUUGAAACAAACUAAUGCGUUUUAAUGCGCCUUUGUGUUAUUAGCUUCUUAGGAGCAACAAGUAAUCAAUCCCACUUAGCUGAUUAUACCAUACGAAUGUAGGUGUGGAAAUUACCAGAAAUAUCUCUAAGACAUCUUUAAGGCAGAUGAAUGUGCACACACACUUAAAUAUUUACAGUCAUAGAUAUAAUUCAUAUGGAAGCAUAAAAAUAAAUAAACAUGUAUAGCCAAAUAAAGAAGAAUACACACAUAACUAUACCUACCCGCCACUAAAAUACUGUACUUCAAUAUUUAAAUGUUAGCUUUUGAAAUUUAAUACCAAAUUAAUUCUCAUCUUCAUCUAAGUUCUAGUACUACUGGCUCAGUGAUGUGAGGCCAUUUUUCUACCUUCUUCCCUGAGACAUAGGAGUACCCAUAGCCCUUUCAGAAUUCCUGGAGAGUUUGUGUAAUGGAAUGGCUAGCCUUGUGCUUGGAAGAUUGUGCAGGGAGAUGGCAUUGCUGCUGGUUGUGUGUGUAUGUGUGUUUGAGACAAAUUGUUUAGCUACAUAGGAUUAGAUUUUUUCCAACUAUUUUGCAUUGGAUGACAGAUAUAUUAUUUUGUAUUUAUAAAUGAACCAAUAAAGAUUAAUCUGUUAAUAAAAAUAGAGUAUGAUCACAAACAAAGUCAUUUCCUAAGUUCUCAGAUAUUGUAAGAAUUUGCUUCUAUCCUUGGCAAAAAGGCUCCAAAUUUAUGUUUUCUGGUAUUGCUGCUAUUGGUAUUACUGUUUAUUAUUAUUAUUAUUAUUAUUAUUAUUAUUAUUAUUAUCAUUAUCAUUAUUGUUUUUACAAUUAAACUACAUUGGUGAAUCUUUAAUGUCCAUCUGUGAGUAUUCUUUUUUUUUAUUCUUCUCUCAUACAUUACAUCCUGACCACAGUUUCCCCUCCAUCCUCUCUUCCCAGUCCCCCCUCUACCUCCCAUCUCUCCCAGAUCCACUCCUCCUCCAUUUCUCUUCAGAGAAGGGCAGGCCUCCCAGGGAUAUCAAUCAAACAUGGCUUAUCAUUUUGCAAUAAGAGUAGGCACAUUCCCUCAUACCAAGACUGGGCAAGGCAACCCAGUAGGAGAAAAAAGUGUUUCUCCUUUAAAAGCAGGUGAAAGAGUCAGUCAGCCCCAGCUUUCACUGCUAGGAGUCCAAUAAGAACCAAAUUUACACAACCAAAACAUAUAUUCAGAAGACCUAGGAGUACCAAGGUCAGACUCAUGCUGGCUCCCUGGUUGUCACUUCAGUCUCUGUGAGCCCCUAUGAUUCCCUGCUUACUUAAUUCUGUGGGUUUUCUUGGGGUGUCCCUGAUCCCUCUGGCUCUUAUAAUCCUUCUUCCCUCUUUUCUAGAAGAUUUCCUGAGCUGCACCUAGUGUUUGGCUGUGGUUCUCUGCUUCUGUUUCCAUCAUCCUCGAUGAUGGUGGUGAUGAUGAUAGUGAUGGUGAUGGUGAUGGUGAUGAUGAUGAUAGUAUGGUGAUGGCGAUGGUGAUGGUGAUGGUGAUGAUGAUGAUAGUGAUGGUGAUGGCGAUGGCGAUGGUGAUGGUGAUGGUGAUGGUGAUGGUGAUGGUGAUGGUGAUGGUGAUGGUGAUGGUGAUGGUGAUGAUAGGCUCCUGUCGACAAGUAUAGCAGACUAUCAUUAGGAAUCAUUUCAUUGACUUUUUUUCUGGUCAUGUUUGAUUUUAUCCUAGGUCUGUAGCCUAGGGUAUCCUAGGAUAUCCGGUCUCUGGUUCCAGGCCCUACAGACAAUAUCAGGCAUGGGUUCCUUCCUGUGGCCUGGGUCUCAAUUUGGACCAGUCAUUGGUUGGCCACUCCUACAAUUUCUGUGCCACCAAUUUUACCCCAGCCCAUUUUGCAGACAAAACUAAUUGUAGGUUGAAACUUUAGUGGCUGUGUUGUCCCAAUUCUUUCACUAGAGGUCUUGCCUGGUUACAGGAGAUGGUUAGUUCAGCCUCCAUAUCCUGAUUGGUAGUAAUCUUAGGAUCAACAUUGUAGAUUCCUGGGUGUUUCCAUUGUCCUCGGUUUCUAUCUUCCCUUCCCAAGAGGAUUCAUGUAUCCCCCCUCUUGAGCCCUCCUUGUUACUUAGCCUCUCUGGGUCUGUGGAUUGUAGCAUGGUAAUCCUUACUUCUAGCCAAUAUUCACUUAUAUGUGAGUACCUUGUUUGUCUUUCUGGAUCCGAGUUACCUCACUCAAGAUGAUUUAUUUUUCUAUUUUUUUUCCCUAUGGGACCUGAGAUUGAAGUAGCCGCAGUGCAAGACGGAAAGAGGGCUUCGUGCACGGUGUGCAUUUGCCACCUAGUGACCACAUUGAGAUGUGAGGUCUCAGCUGCUCCAAUACCAUUCGUGCCAGGAUCCUCACCAUAGUGAUCAUGGACUCCUCCUAGCCCUCUGAAACUGUAAAUUUCAAGUUCCAAUAGGAAAAUCAACAAAGAAAGCGACAGCCUCGCAGACGUCGGGGACAUCAACGUACAAAGGAGUCCUGUCAGUGGGAUUCAUUCACCCACACUCCUGUAUAUACUGCCAUAAACAAGUUUGAUCCAUUAUGCCAUACUAUCCAUACUUCAGCCUUGAGAAGGUUUUUCAGGAUGCUUUUGAAAUAUAUAUAUUGCCUGAUGAGGAACAGGAAGAUGAUGAGGAAGAAAUGGAAGAGGAGGGGGAAGAAAUAGAAGAGGAGGAGGAAGAAAUGGAGGAAGAGGAAGAGGAGGAAGAGGAAGAGGGGGAGGAAGAAGACUAUGAUGAUGAAGAGGAAGAGGAAGGAACAGGAGAGGAGGAGGAAAUAGAAGUGGAGGAAGUGGAAGAAGAAUUGGAAGAGGAGGAAAUAGAAGGAGAUGUAGAGGAAGUGGAAGAGGAAGAAGAAGUUGAACAGGAAGAGUAUGAAGAAGAUAUUGAGGAGGAGGAAUGGGAGACCAUUGAUGGUGACACGGUGUCUUUCACAUUAUCUGCCACUUUAAAGAUCUCUUUACCUUCCUGUCCUUCCCCACCUUCCACCUUCUCAUCUCAUCCUCUGAUCUGGGGCAAUCCCAAUGGGAUGGAAGAGUCUGUUGCCUGGAUGAUGAAUAUUUCCCAAAGUCAUCAGAGCUUGUACACCUUCACGUCAUGUAGCAACUUGGAUGAAGAAUACAGCAGCCAGGAAGAAGAGAGUUUAAAUACUUUCUCAUGGAGAAAACGCCAAAACCAAAAGGUGACUGAACUGGUGAAUCUCCUGAUCCUCAAAUAUAGAAAGAAGGAACCCAUCAAAAAGGUGGAAAUGCUCACAGUUGUCACAGAAGACUAUGAGAAUCAAUUCCCCAUUAUCUUUGAGGAAGCUUCUAAGUGCUUGGAGAUGAUUUUUGGCAUUGAUAUAAAGGAAAAUGAUGCUGUAAGCAGUUCUUAUGUUCUGACCAACACACUUGGCCUCACAUAUGAAGACACGAUGACUGACAACCAGCGACUGCCCAGAAAUGGCUUCCUGAUAGUUAUUCUGGGUGUGAUAUUCAUAGAGGGAAACUGUGCCUCUGAAGAAAGCAUGUGGGAAUUCCUGAAUAUGAUGGGAAUAUAUGAUGGGAAGGAGCACUUCAUUUAUGGGGAGCCCAGGGAGUUCCUCACUAUAGAUUUAGUGCACCAAAAUUACCUGAAGUAUCAGCAGGUGCCCAAGAGUUAUCCUCCACGCUAUCAGUUCUUAUGGGGUCCAAGAGCCUACUCUGAAACCACCAAGAUGAAAGUUCUUGAGUUUUUGGCCAAGCUUACAAGUAGGGCCCCAACUCAUUUCUCAUCCUUAUAUAGUGAGGCAUUCAGAGAUGAGGAAGGCAGAGCCGGAAUUUGAAACGGCCCCUCAGCUUAGUACCAUGUUGAUAACAACAUGAGGCAGCCUAAUAUCUGGUUUGAAAGAGGACAAGCACAAUUUUCAGUAAAGGAGGAUCAUGUUUAAUGUGGGUAUGUGUAGAACACAGUGUGGGGCAACUUCGUGUUUUGGUUCAAAAUGAUAGUUGUUUCUUUAUUUUUCCUUUAUGGGUACUUUCUCCAAUUGUAGUUAAUGUGUGUUACAUCAUCUUUGCAAUGUGAGUUUGUGAGUGCUUAUAAUUUCUUUAUUGUCUUAUCUGGUUUUGUGGAAAUAAAGAGGAACUAUUCAAUGGUUAAUCUUUGGGUUCCUUUAAUCCUUCUAGUCAACUCUAAAAUGUGUACCUAAAGUGAUUUGUUUAAUAAAAUAGGAAAAAUGUAAUAAA